Messenger RNA from Penicillium macrosclerotiorum, 1812 nucleotides. RefSeq lists its product as uncharacterized. The transcript has a single exon. NCBI's taxonomy places the organism in Eukaryota, Fungi, Ascomycota, Eurotiomycetes, Eurotiales, Aspergillaceae. The coding region runs from base 1 to 1812 and encodes 603 amino acids. The record is from RefSeq and is a predicted model, not a curated record.
AUGCGGUUCGCAAGAUUUCCAAUGUCCCUCUUAUGGUGGCAUUGGGUCCUUUGCCUACCCGGCGGUAUCGAUGCGACUUCGACUUCGCCAUAUACAAUGACUUGGUCAAAUAAGACUUUUGGCCCCGAUGGACCAUGGCAGGCCAUUUCAGUGGGAGUGGGAUCACCAGAGCAAGAAGUGGCUCUCUAUCCCGGUGGGCAGUGGUCAUCCACAAUCCUCCUAUCGACACUCUGCGACAACACGACCAAACUAGUAUCAUCGACAUGUUUCGCGGAAACGGCCGGGCUGUUCAACUACGGAAAAUCAGUGACUGUAUCGGACUAUAUCACAGACCCGUCUUGGGGAGCCAUGCACGCUUCAGUGGAUGGAUACGCUGACAAGGGCGUUUUCUAUGAGACACUCAAACUAGGCGGAGGGACGAAUGUUCCAAAUGUUAGCAUUACUGGUGUGAAAGAGUUUUAUCAGACAUACCCGAACGGUUACAACUAUCCAGAUUCCGUUGGAAUUUUAUCAAUGGGUGCACCCGCCCCAACCCAUAUCUGGGAUGGCAAAACAAUGAUGUUCAUAGCCGAUUACUUGUAUGCAUCUGGUUCUGAUGACUCAAAAAUUCCGUCUUAUUCGUGGGCAAUGCACAUCGGGUCAGCAGCUCUUGGAAUUCCUGGUUCGCUGAUGCUGGGAGGCUACGACCAAAAUCGAAUUAUGGGAGAUAUAUCGGCGCAGCCAUUUACUUCGUUCGACAGCAGUCAUCCUGGGGGGAAUUUGGUAAUUGGCCUACAAGAUAUCGGGCUGGGAGUGGCCACGGGUGGAUCUCCAUGGAGUUUCACGGAAAAGUCAGGGCUCCUUGCCGAGUCCAAUUCCAGUAUAAGUGCCCCCGUCACCUUAGAAGUCGACCCGACGCGCCCCUAUCUCUAUCUCCCAGGAAGCACCUGCGACGCCAUUGCGGCAAACCUACCCGUGCAAUUCAAUGACAGUCUUGGCCUUUAUCUUUGGGAGCAAAAUGAUCAAUUUCAAACCAUUGUGACGUCUCCUGCCUACCUCUCAUUCACUUUCCAGAAAAAUUCAGCAGAUGACGAAACUAUCGCGAUCAAGGUUCCCUUUCGAUUACUGAAUCUCACCCUGGAGGCGCCCCUUGUGGAAGAUAGCACACCAUACUUUCCCUGCUUUCCUACCACUGAAUCCUAUUUCCUUGGGCGUGCAUUCCUUCAGGCGGCUUUUGUUCUCGAAAACUAUGGAAACGCGGAUGGUGAUGGGAAUUGGUACUUAUCCCAAGCUCCUGGUCCUGGACUGAACGCAACUUCAGAAAUCACCUCCGUUUCAGAAUCACAAACAGCAAUUUCGAGUACGAGUAAUUCCUGGGAAGAAAGUUGGGAGUCCUACUGGACUCCUUUAUCUUCAUCUGCGACAUCAUCUAGCUCAUCAUCUAGCUCAUCAUCUGGAUCAUCUACGCCAAAUGGUGCCGCGUCCUCUACUCAAUCAUCAUCUGGACUUUCAACGGGAGCCAAGGCUGGCAUUGGAGUUGGAUGUGGCGUGGGAGGAUUUGCGCUAAUAUUCGUUGGGUCUUGGUUCUUGAUUCAACGUCGUCGGCGGCGGCAGGAGCAGCAGGAAUUGAAAGUCAACGCUUUAUAUACUCCUGGGGGGAUCGUUCAGCGUUCGCCACAGGAGUUAUUUACCUCACCCCCCGAGCUAAGCAGUGGCACCACACAUCACUCGCAGGAAUUAAGUGGUGAUGUCGCACCUCUUCCACAAGAGCUGAAUGGAAGCACGCCUCCUUCAAUACCACGGCAUGAGCCUCACUCCCAUGAACUAUUGUAA